Messenger RNA from Neocloeon triangulifer, 3094 nucleotides. Its product is annotated as synaptotagmin-12. The transcript is spliced from 9 exons. Gene Ontology annotation, molecular function: calcium ion binding; SNARE binding; clathrin binding. The record is from RefSeq and is a predicted model, not a curated record. Gene Ontology annotation, biological process: regulation of dopamine secretion; regulation of calcium ion-dependent exocytosis; calcium-ion regulated exocytosis. Lineage: Eukaryota; Metazoa; Arthropoda; Insecta; Ephemeroptera; Baetidae. Bases 216 to 1751 code for a protein of 511 amino acids.
GCGGGCACCGCGGCCGAUUGGCAGAGGAAAAGCGACGCACCGCGAAGGCGCCGAUCGUGCGCCAAUCGACGCCACCGGUGGCGCCGACCGCGGCCAAGGACAUCCCGUGCCAAGUCCCUUGGACGACCGGCGAGCAGUGCCGCGGCACAGCUGAGGGGCGGCUGCAGUCGACUCGCACCCAGGCAUGCACUCCGGCUGGACCACCCGCUCAAAGGAUGGCUGAGGUGCGCGGAUUAAUUUCGGUGCUGCUGGUCGGUGCCCUGCUCGCGGCGCUCUUGUUCCUGUGUCGCCGCAGUGGACUUUUGACCUGGCUCGCCGCCUGGCUACUUUCUUCCAGAGAGGAAAAAGUUGGCCUCACCAGAUCCAAGGGCACAUACAAUGCCAACGGAUACCUCGUGGGUUCCAACUCGGACAUUCAUCUGGACAUGACAAACGGCAGUUUCCAGCGGUUCGACACAAUCGACCGCGACUACCGCCUCUUCGGCGAGUCGACCCUGAGCGGCGCCCGCUACAACCUGUGGGGCGCCCCAAUUUCGCCUGCCGCCCCCGACAUUCCACCGCAACCCUUGCGUCCAGCCCCAGCGCCCUUUCUGCCCCCGAAGCCUCCGGACGAAUCGCCACCGGAACCAAACCACGCUGUGCCUCGGCCGGCACCGUCGCAGCUGCAACGCAACUUCCCUCUCAUUCCGCCCCCGCCGCCAAAGACGCCCAAGGUCACGUCAAUCCUGCCGCCCCCGUCGUUUGCAGAUCCCGUCCCUCAAACCACAGAAUCCGAGGAUGAAGGUGGGGUUGUAGCAAAGCCAGUGCCUGCAAUUGUCAAAGAGUCGUCGGUGGAGGAGCUUCCGCCGUCGUCGGCGCUCAAGAGGGCCGUUUCGUGCGAUUCGCUGAGUUCAGACACCUCGGUGGUGCUCGAGCACCUCGAAGAGCCCAACGUCACCGGCUAUUUGUGCAUCGGGCUGGAGUACGACAAGACUUUGUGCGGGAGUGACAUGUCUGACCUCGUGGUUAGCGUCUUGGAGGCCAAAGACCUCACCGGCCCUGACCCCACACAGCAAAUCGACUCUUACGUCAGGGUUUAUUUGCUUCCGGACAAAAGCUCCAGUCUGCAAACCAGGGUAUACAAAAACUCAAACAGCCCGACCUACAAGGAAAAGUUUGUGCUGGGAAUGGAGACGGCAGAGUUGAUUCGUCGCUCGCUCGUCUUCUAUGUUUACUCGAGCGACAAGCAAUCCAACACCUUGAUAGGAGAGGCAGAGUUGCGACUCAGCGAUGUCACCAUGCGUCAACCUGUCACCACGUGGCUCACCCUCACAGACACCGGCCAGAGAGGCACAGAAUUUGGCGAGCUCAUGUUUUCCCUGAGCUACCUUCCGACGGCGGAGAGGCUGACGGUAGUAGUGGUGAAAGCCCGCAAUUUGCACUUCCCAUUAACAGGAGAGACUGGCGACUCUUUUGUGAAGGUAUAUUUACUUCAACACGGUAAAAAGGUGCACAAAAAGAAGACGUCGACCAAAAAGUCAGAACGGAGUCCCAUUUUUAAUGAGGCCAUGAUUUUCAGUGUACCCGCUCAUUCCUUACAGACUAUUCAGCUUCGACUGACUGUGGCAGAAAACACAGGCGAGCCGCGGGCGCUUUCCGUCGGGCACGUGAUUGUAGGUUCGCAAGCCUCCGGCAAGGCUUUAUCUCACUGGAACCAAAUGCUAACGUCGCUGAGAAAGCCCAUCGCCAUGUGGCACCCGCUGAGGAAGUGAUUCUAAUAAAGGGCCAAAGCAGCGCCGUUCCACGCAGAGCAGCACAACUUUAAUUGUAUAAAAAUAUAUCACUUUUCUAAAUGGAUUUGGGAUUUUGUAAAAGUUGUUGAUAACUUAAUUGUACUAGGUGAACUUGGGUAACUUUCCACUGUACUAAUUUAUACUAUAUUUAAUUUUGUUUUUGUGUGGACGUGGAAAAAUAAGGAAUGGUUUUUGUCGUUAACAUAAUGUUUAAAAAGAAUUAAUUAUUAUCAGACAAAAGACAAAGACCAAAAUAAAGGCUAUUAAUAAGCAAUGUUGUAAUUUCUCAUUAAUAUUUAAAGAGAUAUAUUAUAAAAAAAAUUCUCGACACCCUUGUUCAACAUGGUAUUUAUAUUUAUUUCUAUGUUUAUUUUCUCCCAAACUUAAAAUAGAUAACUCAUUUUUUUAUGAAUUUAAUGAAUAGGAAAUUCUACUGUGACUGAAAAUGUGCCGUUGAAAAGAAACUUACUAAUAUAAUAUAAUCUUAUCUAAUUGUGAUACCAGAAUACUAACUGUUAUUAUUAAAAAAAAUAACAAAUAACACAAUAUUUAUCUUCCAAAAAUAUGACACGAGGAGAUGGAUGUAAGAGAUCCCAAUAAGUGUGAAAUAUUGUGUAAUAUUCUACAAUUAAGGUAACGAAAAUGGCAUAAAAGUAAAUUAGUAUUAAAUAUCGCAAAAUGCAAGUUGUAGUUUUUUAAUUCCACCAAUUAAAUCUGUCAAAUCUUGAUAAUUACAAAAAGAAUUUAAAUUUUAUAAGUUCAACGAUAACAAAAAAGUAAAACUUCAAUUUCUUUUGAAAAUUUGGUAACAAGUUGAUGGAAGUCAUAUGUAUUGAGAAAUUUUGCGGACAAUAAUCUUGCAUUACAUACAUAUUGGAGUGAAAAAAUUAUUGCCAAUUAUUAUACUCAAACCUGAAAAUACUAUUCUCAAGGACAGUACAAUAGUUCAUUAAGCAUUAUGAAACGAAGAGAUAAGAGAUAUAAUAUUCACUGCGCAGAAAAAGGAAAUUGCUUCUCAAAUUGAAUCAGAUUUUAAUUUUCAUAAAAAUAUAAAAGUGUAAAAGAUAUUUUUAAGUGGUGCUAUUCUGCAUAAUUUGUUUCAGAAAAUAACUAUUAUACUAUAAACAGUCUUGAUACUCCUCUUACCUCGUUCUAUUUUUGCAACUAUAAAAUACCACUUUAAAAAUUUUAAAUUUGAUUUAGUUUUUUAACUUCAGCACAAUUCAGUAUUAAGAAAAUGUUGAAACUAUAAUUUUGAUGCCACAAAUUUCUUGUUUCAUUAUGAGAAAUAAAAAAUACUGCUCUUAUUUCCAUUUUCAGAU